ACUUAUUAAUAUAUCUCCAGUGUUAUGGGCUCUGGUACGAGUCGAAAUAUGAGCGUUAAAACAGUAUUAAACGCUGCAAAACAGAUACAGAAACUGGAAAGUAGCAUACAACAAGAUAGCUCAUUUUAUGUGGAACAACUAUCGGAGAAAACGAAACCUCUUUAUGAGAGUUCAAAAAAUAAUAUGGAUGAAACUUUAAUUAUGCUAGAAGGAUCUAUAGCAGAUGAGAGCUUCCACGACAUGGAAGAAGCUAUAAAUUCUUUAACUGCGCUUACAUUUACUCGAAUAGCGCCAAAAGAGAAAAAAAAACUAGUUAAAGCGUUAGCAAUUGAUUUAGUAAACGCAAAGAUUUUGGCAACUAUUUUUAAGUUAUACAAGACGUAUUACAAAGAUAAGCCAAGUUUGGCUUCUUCUAUAGAAUCUUUAUUAAUUGAAUGGGCAGACGGAUCGAUGGAAUUCUCAUACGCCUUCUGCAGGGUGGAUGGAGCUAUUAAAUUUUUUGUUGAAUGUGCUGAUGUAUCACCUCAGGAGAUAUUGGUUAGUUAAAUAUAGUAAUAGUGAUAUUAAUCUUUUAUUUUAUAAUCUUUCCAAUAGUCGAAUAGUAAUCAGAUGGAACAGAUUUUAACAGUAUUGUAUAACUGUGCUCGAUUUACUGAAUGUAAAAUGCUUUUAAAAUGCCAUAAUAGUGUGGAUAUUUUAUUCAAAUAUACAAAGAUAAAAAAUUCAGAUUUGAAACUACUAGCAGUAUUAUUUCUGGCUAAUAUUGUUGAUGAAAAUCAAUCAGAACUAUUUCAACAAGAGACAUCUGGCAUAAAAUAUCUAAUAAUUACUUUUAUUCAAACAAUAAAGAGCAAAUCCAAAAGAUUUGGUGGCUGGUCUGCUGAGGAGCUUGCGCAAGGUAUAUCAAAACUCGCAAUAAAUGAUAAGAAUAAAAAGUUAUUGGUUGAGAAUGGAACACUACCUCCUCUCUAUAAAUUAAUUGAUAUUGGCGAUGAUGAUGAAAUAAACGUCAGCUGUCAGGCGAUUUGGAAUUUAGCUUUUGAAGCUGAAAAUAAAGAGAUAAUUUUCAAGAAUAAAUCUUUAAUGGAUACUAUUAGAAAACUUUCACAAUCGAACAAAGCAUAUCAAAAAGCUGCUCAGGGAAUCAUUUUUCUCUAUGAAGAAUAUGAGGAUAGUAAAAAGUCAAAAGACCAACGGAAAUCAUCUAUUGUUAAUUCGGACACGGGACAUAUAAUGAUCAGUUAUCAAUGGGGUAAUCAAAAUGUUUUAAAACAACUUAGCGGCUUCCUUAAGAAACAUGAUUAUAAAAUAUGGAUGGAUAUAGAGAAUAUGGGUGGUUCUACUCUUCAAGCCAUGGCAGAGGCCGUUGAACAAUCAUCCAUUAUUCUUCUAUGUAUUUCGGAAAAGUAUAAAGAGAGUCCUAAUUGUCGUAUGGAGGCCGAAUACGCAUUGAGAAGAAACAAAAGAUUCAUUCCACUCCUAAUGGAAAGAGGCUAUCAACCAGACGGAUGGCUUGGUAUUAUGGUUGGAACUCGGCUCUAUUAUGACUUUUCGGGAAAGUAUGCUUUUGAUGAAAAAGCAACAGAAUUAGUAAGAGAAUUAGGAAAUGAAGGAAAGGCUUCCACAAAAAAUUCAAAUCACAUUAUGAAGCAAAUUAAUUCUUCCUCAACAACGGCAGCUCCACCGUAUAUUAGUAAUGCUCCUGUUGUAAGAGCAAAUCAAAUGCCAUCUUUAAAAAGCUGGAAUAAACAAGAUUUAGAAAACUGGAUUAAUUCCAAUAACCUGCAAAAAUUUUUCACUUCGGCAACGAUGUCAGUUGAAAAGCUAAUUUUUCUUCAAUCGUUAAAGAGGGAAGCACCUGAAUUCUUUUAUAAAACCGUGAAGGAUGAAUAUAAAAUGAAAGGAAUUGAUGACAUUAUGCUAUUCUCAGAUAGCUUUAAGAAAUUACCUUGAAACUCCACUUGCAUUUUGCCUACACUUGUUAUUGUUAUAUUAUUAAUAUAUAGUAACUAAUACUCUUUUCAAUAAACAUCUAAGAUCGUCUUGAAGUUUUGUAGUAAAAUUUUUUGUCAAUAGGAAUUGGUUAUGGUUUUUGAUGAAGUAAAGCAUAAGUGAAAGAAACCAAAUGGUUUGGACUUAUUACCUGAAAUUUGACCAGUUGAUCCUUGCGUAGAGGCAGCUGUACUGGAUUGAAUAGUUGAUCCUUGCGUCGAGGUAUCUGUAUCGGAUUGAAUAGUUGAUCCUUGUGUCGAGGUAUCUGUAUUGGAUUGAAUAGUUGAUCCUUGCGUCGAGGUAUCUGUAUCGGAUUGAAUAGUUGAUUCUUGCGCUGAGGUAUCUGUACUGGAUUGAACAUUUAAUCCUUGCGUCGAGGUAUCUGUACUGAAUUGAAUAGUUGAUUCUUGCGUAGUGGCCACCGUACUAGAUUGAACAGUUGAUGUUGUGAAUAAAAUUGAUGAAUCGCCAGGAUGUGUUGGUGGUGUAUGUGGUGAAUUCCCAUGAUGUAUUGGUGGCGUAUGUGGUGAAUCGCCAGAGUGUCCUGGUCCAGCAGGUGUUUGGAAUCCAGUAACAAUUAUAAAACUAAUUUGAUGGGCUGUUGAUAUGAGACGAAUAUACAGUAUACAUAUUGAAAAAUUUUAAGAAAACUUAAAUAAAAAACUUGCAUAAAAUUAAAUAUAGCAGCAUUGUUGAGUAUAAAGCAUAACAGCUAGUUUUUGCCAUAUUAUCACCAAAGCAUAAGCACAAACUGAGUAGAACUUUCUUCCAGCGUACAGUUAAACUCUAAGUAGAGGAUUAAUGUUUGAUUACUGUUUAC
Messenger RNA from Dimorphilus gyrociliatus, 2812 nucleotides. Lineage: Eukaryota; Metazoa; Annelida; Polychaeta; Dinophilidae. The record is from the annotation of a GenBank genome assembly.